Molecule: messenger RNA, 3599 nt
Organism: Epinephelus lanceolatus (giant grouper)
Lineage: Eukaryota; Metazoa; Chordata; Actinopteri; Perciformes; Serranidae
Gene: rnf220b
Product: ring finger protein 220b
Biological process (GO): protein ubiquitination
Molecular function (GO): metal ion binding; ubiquitin protein ligase activity
Source: RefSeq, a predicted model, not a curated record
AAUUUGUCAAUUUGAACAGGCAAAGUUGAGAGAUUGGCGGCAAGUGGGAAGCAAAAGGAGCGUGCACAGAGUGGAAUAGAGAGGAAGAGCGAGAGAGAGAAAGAUAAAAAGAUUGUGACAGUCAUCCAUUUGACCCAGGCUGUUGAGUGAGAGCAGUCUGGCUUGUCAAAUCUCUGUGCUAACAGUGAAUAGCCAUAUCUGUGCAGAGCAUAGAAGGGUGUCAUGCACUAUGGUUUCAUGGUUCAGGAUAAGGCUGGAUAAAGCCAUUGGCUGGAUGACACACAGACAGACACUUUCACUUUCCCUCUAACUCCCUGUCUCUCGCUCCCUGUUACUGUCUUGACUUCAGAAUGAGAACUUAUUUCAAUCACAUCCGCCUGUUUAUGUGGAAACUGACUAUCAAUGAAAACCCCUGCUGUAUUUUAAAGAGAGGAAACUGUUUCUUGCUCAGAGAUUAAACCUUGUACCCUCCGAUUAUUGAACAAUGAGAGCCCUCCACCCCUGUCCUCCUCCUCCUCUCCCCACUACACUGUAAUAUCCUCCUCAUUCACGCACACACACAGGACCUAUUACCGGCUCAUUAGCCUGAAUCAUACAAGAAUUAGACUCCAGCCCGCUGACAAUAGCUCCGAGAAAGGGCCUUUUUUCGCUCAGGAGUCAGGGGUUAAGUUACCAAUCAAAAUAGCCAGGCAGAUGUAUUGAGACAUUUUAAUAUUGGCCAUUGUGGGAGCUCUAAAAAAUUUUAAUCUCUCUGUGGCACGGCUGGCCCCCAAGGCAACUCAAAUAACGGUCUUGAGGAGGGGGGGUUGGUGUUCAAAGAAUUGAUGUACCCUGUGGCAUUUGGAUAAUUGUGUUGGAAUUGCUGCCACCUUUGAACAGCUUUCAGGCUGAGCGCCCUUUCUUCAUUUUACUUGUUUGCUUACCUGGACCACAGAUUUUUCAGCUCACUCACCUUCAAAUGUUGGAUUUCCCUUUUUUCUUCAGGUCCCUGUCCAGCACCCCUUCCCCUUUAAAUCCCUCGAACCCAUCUGCUUCACAUGAAAAUCAAAGGGACAGUGCCUGCACUAGGAACCAAUAUACUAAGAGUGUUAACACAGUCUGUGCUGCUAACACAGUCUGUGUGUUAGGACUCUCCUGGACAAAGUGGGCCAGGUGUUGCUGCCAUCCCACAGUUAAUAUAAUGUAAACCACCAGAGGGGGCCAAUGAUGAGGACUGGGCCAGAGGAUUCGGCUCCAAUUCAACCAGACGCCACCACUAACAGGGAGGUGAAUGGACCUCCACCGCCCCUUCAAGAUGGACAGCCCCUCCUACCUGCCAGCUCCACUGGCCUCCCCCGCCCUGAUGGUCCUCGCCUCCACUGCCGAGGCCGGCCGAGAUGCCUCCGUCCCCUGCCAGGCGCCCAGGCCCUUCGGUGUCCCCGCCUCUGUGGAGAAAGACCUCCACCUCCCCUUCCCCUCUGCCUCUUACACCUUCACCUCUAUGUACCAGCGCCAGGGCCCCAUGUCGGGCACCUUCCCCUCCCGAGACUUCCCAGCCUCCCUGCUCCACCUGCACCCCCAGUUCACCCCACCGAAUCUGGACUGCUCCACCCUGAGCAUGCUCAACCACAGCGGGGUGGGCGCCUUCCGACCUUUCUCCUCCCCGCAAGAGGAGAGGGAGUCGGGGGUUUACCAGUCGGCUUUCACCCCUGCCAAGAGGCUGAAAAGCUGCUUCCCGGAGGUGGAGGGGAAGGAGUUUGACUUCGGCUCCCCGGGAGGCUCCCUUAAAGCUGGGGAGGACUCAGGGAGGAAGCUGUUCUCCAUGUCCGGCCUGCUGUCUGACGGAGAGGCUUCAUCGAGCCCCGAGGAGCGCAAAGAGCACAGCAAAGUGAAGGGUCUCUAUGACGCUCAGGCCCCGGUGUGUCCAGUCUGCCAGACGAUCCUGCGACCAGGGGAGCUGCAGGAGCACAUGGAGCAGGAGCUGACCAAACUUGCCCAGAUACAAAUCAGUGUCACUCCAGUGCAGCACAACCACCUCAUAAGGACGCCGAAGUCUCUCUCACUCUCGCUUCAUAUCAAGCGCGAAGGAGGCUCUCCCACCUCGCCGCCUAGAACAUCAGAGGACGCCCACUCUGACCGAUAUCAGACAUUUCUCCGUGUGCGGGCCAACAGACACACGAGACUAAAUGUCGAUGACCUCUGCUGGUGCAGGUGCUACGUCAAAUCUGCCCCAUUACGCCCCCACAGCGCAGGAGCCCACCUAGACUGCACACAAGCUGUCAGGAUCGGAAAGCUGAAGAGGAGGAAACCAGAAGACGGACAGGAGGGUUCAGCGGACUUGGUGCCGUUGCAGGACGAGUGGAACGAGAGGAGAAGGAUGCAGAUGACGUCUAUAGUCGGAGGGUUUAAAGGUGCAGUGCUGGUGAGCACGACUUCUAAGGAGUGUCGAGACAGCGACGCAGACCUGGAUGUGGAUGGAGAUGAUACUCUGGAGUACGGCAGAGCGCAAUACACAGAGACAGAUGUAAUCCCCUGCUCAGGAGAAAGCUCCAAGGAGACAACAGUCAACAGCAGCAGUUCAUUGCCAGACUCCAGGUUAAGCCUAGAGUUUUCCAAAUGGUCAAAUGAUGGGAGUCCAUCCACCAGCAGUGGAGAGAAGGUGGACAGCAGCAUAGCUGGUCUCCCCAAAACCUGCAAGAACUCUGAGAUAGAGACGCUCUCAGAGGAUUCCACGCUGACAACUCUGGAUGCACUUAAAGCUCGGAUACGGGAUUUGGAGAAACAGUUGUCUAAAGGAGACAGAUUUAAAUGCCUCAUCUGCAUGGACACGUACACAACCCCUCUCACCUCUAUCCAGUGCUGGCAUGUUCACUGUGAGGAGUGUUGGCUUCGAACGCUGGGAGCAAAGAAGUUGUGUCCUCAGUGCAACACCAUCACCUCACCUGGAGACCUGAGGCGGGUCUACCUGUGACGCAGCCACUCACAAAAUGAGAAGAAGGGGGCUUCUUCUGUUUUAACCAAUCAGGGGUGGACUUGUGGGCAGCUGGCCUGUCAUAGACUCCCACCCUAUCCUAUCCUACCUGUUUAUCAGUGUGUCCUCUAACCCCUGACAAUUUGCAGGACAGCAAGUGUGACCUUUGACCUUCCUUCACAGCCCUGUACAAUAUCCAUGUUCCUGCUGCAACAUCGACCAGACCGGAAGAAGCAUCCAAAACCAACUGAGAGCUCAGGCACUGAAAUACUAAGAGAAGAAAAAUGCUUUGGGACAAUAUUUAUCAAUUUUGUAAUUCUUUGUUCUGUUUUACGAGGGAGAAAAAAAAUAGUUAAAUCACAUGCGAAGCACAUGUACAUAGUUUUCUGUAUGUUUGGAUUGGUGUGUGUGUGUGUGUGUGUGUGUAUAUGAUGUUGACUAGCAGAACAGCCCGACUGUAUCUACUGUACAGAGUUUGUCUUUGCUUAGAUCAUUUAUUAUUUGUUUAGCUCCUGUAGGUUGGAAACAUCCACAGUAAUCUCAUCACAUUCAGGCUCAUUUUGUCUUUGUCAUGACGUUUCUUUGUAAAGGGUCAUUGAAUUUAAUUUUAUCAAUGUUACUACAAUAAAACGUGUGUCUAAAAAAGUUA